UUCAGCAAAAUUCAUCAUUCUCUUUUAGCAAUUAGCACAUAGCAUUCAGUGAUCUUCAAUUAAGCUAUUUGUUUUGUUCUACAAUGGCGUCUACAGCUGCAAAGAAAACUUCUGCUCCUAAGAAACCCAGAUCUCAUCCUCCUUAUGCUGAGAUGAUAUCAGAAGCAAUAGCGGCGUUAAAGGAGAGAACUGGUUCAAGUCAAGUUGCGAUAGCGAAAUUCAUUGAGGAAAAGCAAAAGGAUUUGCCUUCAAAUUUCAGGAAAUUACUUUUAGUUCAGUUGAAGAAGCUUGUUGCUUCUGGAAAGCUCUCUAAAAUCAAGGGCUCUUUCAAGCUUGCUGCCGCCCCCGCUAAACCUGCCGCCGCGAAGCCCGCUGCCGCUAAACCUGCCGCCCCGAAGCCCGCUGCUACGACUAAGCCGAAGAAGGCCGCUGCCGCUGCUGCGAAGACUAAAGCUGUUGCUCCGAAGAAAAAGGUUGUGGUGAAGAAGGCCAAAGUAGCAACGCCGGCGAAGAAAGCGAAGAAGACGGUUGCUGUUCCAGCGAAAGUGAAGAAAACUCCGGUGAAGAAACCGGCGGUUGCUAAAGUGAAGAAAACUCCGGCGAAGAAGGUUGCGAAGAAGCCGAAGAGUAUUAAGUCACCGGCGAAGAAAGCCAAGAAAUGAAGAGGUGUUAGGGGUAUUUUAGUCAUUUUAGGUUUAAUGGGGUGUUGAAUCGCUGUACAUUUUUUUACAGUUUAUCUAGUGUUAUCAAUUUUAAUUUGUUUUAUUUUAUUUUAUUUGGCUCUUUUGGUGUUGUUUUUUAGGAUUGUUAUUUAGUGUUAGGGUUUGUUUUAGGAGUAUGACUUGUGCUCAUUGUCAUUGUCAUAUAUAAGUUUGAAUAGUAACAUAUUUGUUUUUUAAGCAAAAAAAAACUCUAUUAGUGUCAA
This is a messenger RNA of Nicotiana attenuata, 925 nucleotides long. Its product is annotated as histone H1-like. NCBI's taxonomy places the organism in Eukaryota, Viridiplantae, Streptophyta, Magnoliopsida, Solanales, Solanaceae. Gene Ontology annotation, molecular function: nucleosomal DNA binding; structural constituent of chromatin; double-stranded DNA binding. Gene Ontology annotation, cellular component: nucleosome; nucleus. The transcript has 2 exons. Gene Ontology annotation, biological process: nucleosome assembly; chromosome condensation; negative regulation of DNA recombination. Bases 84 to 662 code for a protein of 192 amino acids. The record is from RefSeq and is a predicted model, not a curated record.